Molecule: messenger RNA, 2534 nt
Organism: Talpa occidentalis (Iberian mole)
Lineage: Eukaryota; Metazoa; Chordata; Mammalia; Eulipotyphla; Talpidae
Gene: THUMPD3
Product: THUMP domain containing 3
Exons: 10
Coding region: 190-1701 (503 amino acids)
Biological process (GO): tRNA methylation
Molecular function (GO): RNA binding; tRNA (guanine) methyltransferase activity
Source: RefSeq, a predicted model, not a curated record
GUUCAGUUAAUCGCGUUUACACGUGUAAAAUCACUGUCCGCGCCAGGAAGGAAGAUAGCCUAUUAGCACGUGUUAGUUAUGGGCCUGGCGAUAGGCUCUUCUCGCUUAAGGCUUCCCCCACCUCUGAGAGAGGAGAAGUAACUCCCAUUUUGCAGGGACUCUAUUAGGGACCUUGGAAGUGCUGCCAACAUGUCUGAUGUACAAGAAGCCACUAACCAACUCCUGGAUGUGACCCUUCAUGAGAGUCAGAGCUCAGUCCAGGAGACAGAAAGUGGUUCCAAGAGUGAGUCAGAGCAUCUCCAAGUCACUAUUGGAGCGACUGUACCAACUGGCUUUGAGCAAACAGCUGCAGAUGAAGUGAGAGAGAAAUUGGGAUCAUCAUGCAAAAUCAGCAAAGACCGGGGCAAGAUCUACUUUAACAUUUCAGUGGAAAGUCUGGCUCAGGUUCAUUGUCUGAGAUCAGUUGAUAACUUAUUUGUGGUUGUUCAGGAAUUUAAAGAUUACCAGUUCAAGGAAACAAAGGAAGAAGUUCUAAAAGAUUUCGAAGAGUUGGCUGGGAAACUUCCAUGGUCAGAUCCUUUAAAAGUAUGGAAAAUUAAUACGAGUUUCAAGAAAAAAAAAAUUAAGCGUAAAAAGAUAAAUCAAAAUUCAAAUAAAGGGAAGACUGGUAAUGGACAAGGAGACAAAAUAGAUGAGAGAGGUGUUAAAAAAGAGUUUACUAACAAUUCCUUAGAUUCACGUAUCUUAGACUAUUAUGAAAAUCCAGCCCUCAAAGAAGAGGUAUCAACGCUAGUAGGUGAUGAUUUGGCAUCUUGCAAAGAUGAGACUGAUGAAAGCUCAAAAGAAGAAGCUGAUCCUGAAGUGCUAAAGUUUAGAGUCACAUGCAACAGGGCCGGAGAGAAGCAUUGCUUUACCUCAAAUGAGGCUGCAAGAGAUUUUGGGGGUGCUGUUCAAGAUUAUUUUAAGUGGAAGGCUGACAUGACCAACUUUGAUGUAGAGGUUCUUCUGAACAUCCACGAUAAUGAAAUCAUUGUGGGCAUUGCAUUGACAGAGGAGAGUCUCCACCGAAGGAAUAUCACGCAUUUUGGUCCAACAACACUUCGAUCUACCCUAGCCUAUGGGAUGCUGAGGCUCUGUGUACCUCAACCUACUGAUAUCAUAGUUGAUCCAAUGUGUGGAACAGGGGCAAUCCCAAUAGAGGGGGCUACUGAGUGGUCCAACUGUUACCAUAUUGCUGGUGAUAAUAAUCCAUUGGCUGUGAAUAGGGCAGCAAAUAACAUCUCCUCCCUACUGACCAAGAGCCAAGUUAAAGAAGGCAAACUCUCCUGGGGCUUGCCCAUAGACGCUGUUCAGUGGGAUAUCUGCAAUCUGCCACUGAGAACUGGCUCUGUGGAUAUUAUUGUAACGGACAUGCCAUUUGGGAAAAGGAUGGGCUCCAAGAAGAGAAACUGGAACCUCUAUCCAGCUUGCCUGCGGGAGAUGGGCCGUGUCUGUAGACCUGGGACAGGCCGCGCUGUCCUACUGACUCAGGACAAGAAAUGCUUCACCAAGGCAUUAUCUGGAAUGGGACAUGUGUGGCGGAAGGUGCAUACUGUCUGGGUAAACAUAGGGGGUCUGCAUGCUGCAGUUUAUCUUCUGAAACGUACACCUCAAGCUUUUGUUCAUCCUUCAGAACAAGAUGGAGAAAGAAUUCCUUGGUAAUGCAGAGAAUGAAGAUGAUUAAUAUAUUUGUGCUUCCAGACACUGGAAAUGUCGGCAUGAAGAACUUGCUUUUGAGAGAAAAGUAGUAACCCAAGUGCAGUUUGCACGGUUUAAUCUGAUCGAAAGCUCUUCAGCUUCCUGGUUAUCAAAAGAUGUGAAUGUAAUGUGAUGCAGCUGAAAAAGUCUUAAGAGGAAGCAGAGCUGUUCUUCAGAGCGGUUUUGAAGUAGCUGGGCUAUUAGUACUUUCCUUAAAAUGCUUUAAAGAUGCCUAGUGAAAAGCCUAUUAAAAUGCUCUGGUUUAAAACACUAUUUUCAGGCUUUAUUGAAGCUCCUGUUUUCCAUUGUAGCAGGUGAAACGAUGGCCUGACCUGAUGGAAAAGCAGAGAACAGAAUCAGAGCAUCUGGGGUCACAUCUCAUUGCCUAUGCAGCCUUGCUAGUUAAUAGUUCUUGUUUCCUCAAACUUAAAAAGUGAAGCAUCAUUCCAUUUUGUGAAGUGUUUGCCCCAGUGACAAGACCAAACCUCACAAGACCUAUAGGAAAGUUACCAUCUGCCUUAAAUAUGCAUGUUACUCAAGUCAAUAUAAAACUAAAAAAGCAAAGGAAUUGCAGAUAAUGAGCUGUUAAAAUAGGGUAUUUCUGUAAGUAGCAGCACACACAGGAAUAGAUGGACUAUGGGACCAAAUUUAAGAUGACCUUAUUCUUUUCAGUAUAAAGAAUGGUGUUGCCUUUCAAAGUCAAAUUUAAACCUGUCUCAGUAUUGGUUUCGUGAAAGAACUAGAGAACUUAUGUAUGUUUGAAUUAAAAACUUUGUGUCAAUUCUUUUAUGUUUUUC